AACCCGGGGGAGGAGCGGCAAAACAUACGGCGCAGCCCCCCGCAACUACACAGAAAUUACGGACGCGUCCCCAGGAGAGUGGGAGGAGAAGUGGCGGAGGGUCCGAGGAGCGAGACUGGCCAGUGGUCUCUCUCAGUCUGUUUUUGCGGGCGGGUCCUUGUGUCUGUCUGUCCGUCCGUCCGGCCGGACGAGAUGCUCCCGUGGGCGACGGCGGCGGAGGCCGAGGCGGCGCUGGGGCGCGCCAUGACGGCCGCGGAGGCGCUGUGGUUCCGGUGGACCGCGGAGACGUCCGACUACUACCUCUACUGCCUCAACAUCCUCUUCCUCCUCGUCGUCUUCACGCUCGCGCCGCUCCCCGUCGCGCUCCUCGAGCUCCGCGCGCCGCGGGCCGUCGGGCCGUACAAGCUGCAGCCCCGGGUGCGGCUCUCGCGUGCCGAGUUCCUCAAGUGCUACGGGGACGUCAUGCGCAUCUUCUUCCUCGUCAUCGGCCCGCUCCAGCUCGUCUCCUACCCCGCCGUCAAGAUGGUGGGAAUCCACACCGGACUGCCGCUGCCGUCUCUGGGGGAGAUGGCGGCACAGCUGCUGGUCUACUUCCUGGUUGAGGACUACCUCAACUACUGGAUCCACCGGCUGCUGCACGGUGAGUGGGGCUAUGAGAAGAUCCACCGGAUCCACCAUGAGUACACCGCGCCCAUUGGCUUUGCAGCGCCAUACGCACACUGGGCAGAGGUGCUCAUACUUGGCAUCCCCUCCUUCGCUGGGCCAGCCAUUGCACCAGGCCACAUGAUAACAUUCUGGCUCUGGAUUAUACUUCGUCAGAUGGAAGCCAUUGACACACACAGCGGUUUUGAUUUCCCAUUCAGCCUGACAAAGUAUAUUCCAUUCUAUGGAGGAGCAGAAUACCAUGAUUAUCAUCACUACGUUGGAGGCCAAAGCCAGAGCAAUUUUGCUUCCGUUUUCACGUACUGUGAUUACCUAUAUGGGACCGACAGAGGUUACAGAUUCCACAAGGCUUACUUAGCAAAGUUGAAGGAUCUGGCGCCAAGCGACGGCGAGAAAGAAGGUGCCGACGGAUUCGCUUACGCAAAGUUGGAUUAGAUGGUCUUAUAGAGUGCAUCCUCAGCGCCUCCCUGAUGAUCUUCUUCAGUUAUGGCAUUGUGAAAAUAGUUGUGUUGAGCUGGGCAUGUGUAGUUCUUGUUAUGUGAAUUUUUGUGUUUCUUGCAAGUGUGGUGAACAUCCCUGAACUUGUUACGCUGACCAAUAAUAUUCCCCAGAUAACCUUUAAA
This is a messenger RNA of Aegilops tauschii subsp. strangulata, 1286 nucleotides long. RefSeq names its product very-long-chain aldehyde decarbonylase GL1-10. The record is from RefSeq and is a predicted model, not a curated record. Gene Ontology annotation, molecular function: iron ion binding; oxidoreductase activity. Lineage: Eukaryota; Viridiplantae; Streptophyta; Magnoliopsida; Poales; Poaceae. Gene Ontology annotation, biological process: lipid biosynthetic process.